UGCUCCGCGCCUGCCGCUCUAGCCGCCUUUGGCUGUCAUGCGUCGGUUUCCGGCUCCGUUCUGGCGGGUCUGAGCCCUCGGACUCCUAGAGAGGCGCUUUGCACGUGGAGAAGAGCUGGGACUCCGCGACCCUGCUCUCCCGAACCUGAUGUUCGAAGAGCCUGAGUGGGCCGAGGCGGCCCCAGUGGCCGCGAGUCUCGGGCCCGUAAUCUCACGGCCUCUGCCUGCGGCCGCCUCGCAAAACAAGGGCUCGAAGUGCCGCCAGCUCUUGGCCACAUUACGGACCCUAGAGGCAGCAUCUCUUUCCCAGAAUCCCCCCAGCUUACCUAGCAGUGACUCUGAGGAGGAGGAGGUGGAAAGGAAGAAGAAUUGCCCCAAAAAGGCAUCGUUUGCCAGUGCCUCUGCUGAAGUAGGGAAGAAAAGGAAGAAGAAAUGUCAAAAACAGGGCCCACCUUGCAGUUACUCUGAGGAAGAAGUGGAAAGGAAGAAGACAUGCCACAAACAGGCUCUUCUUGACAGUAACUCUGCUGAAGAAGAAAAAAGAAAGAGGAAAUGCCAGAAACAUGCCCCUUUAAAUCCAGCCCAGCACCUGGAUGAUGUUGACCAAAGAGGUCCCAAAGCUUGGAAGAAUAGUGCUACAAAUGACCCGCCAAAGCCAAGCCCUGAGUCCACUUCCCCCAAACCCCCUCAUACGUUGAGUCGCAAGCAGUGGCGGAACCGGCAAAAGAACAAGAGAAGACAUAAGAACAAGUUUCGGUCACCUGAGGUGCCAGACCAGGCUCUAGCCGAGGCCCCCACAGAGAAGACAGAAGUGCCUCCUGUACCCAGGACAGAGAGCCAUGAGGCUCGGGCAGGGGCUUUGCGAGCCCGCAUGGCACAGCGGCUGGAUGGGGCCCGAUUUCGCUACCUCAAUGAACAGCUAUACUCCAGGCCCAGCAGUGCUGCACAGCGUCUCUUCCAGGAAGAUCCUGAGGCCUUUCUUCUCUACCACCGCGGCUUCCAGAGCCAAGUGAAGAAGUGGCCACUGCAACCAGUGGACCGCAUCGCCAAGGAUCUUCGCCAGCGGCCUGCGUCCCUAGUGGUGGCUGACUUCGGUUGUGGGGAUUGCCGCCUGGCUUCAAGUAUCCGGAACCCUGUGCAUUGCUUUGACUUGGCCUCUCUGGACCCUAGGGUCACUGUGUGUGACAUGGCCCAGGUGCCUCUGGAGGAUGAGUCUGUGGAUGUGGCUGUGUUUUGCCUUUCACUGAUGGGAACCAACAUCAGGGACUUCCUAGAGGAGGCAAAUCGAGUACUGAAGCCAGGGGGUCUCCUGAAAGUGGCUGAGGUCAGCAGCCGCUUUGAGGAUGUUCGGACUUUUCUGCGGGCUGUGACCAAGCUAGGCUUCAAGGUUGUCUCCAAGGACCUGACCAACAGCCAUUUCUUCUUGUUUGAUUUCCAAAAGACUGGGCCCCCUCAGGUAGGGCCCAAGGCUCAGCUUUCAGGCCUGAAGCUUCAGCCAUGCCUCUACAAGCGCAGGUGACCUCUGGAUCUUCCUCGAAAGGGGAGGCAGAGCUCAAACUUCAGGUUCAGAACUGUGAAGACUAUAUCCAGCCUGGCUGUGAGCCAAGACUUGGUUCCUGGUGGAACCCCUGAGGACAAAGUGUGAUAAAACCUCUGGCUCAGACUUGCUGUACUAGAGGUUUCUGGGUUAUAAGAUGCAUAAAGUCACUGGGGCUAGCUAAACAACGAAGAAUUUAUUGUGAGAACAUGGG
Messenger RNA from Saimiri boliviensis boliviensis (Bolivian squirrel monkey), 1751 nucleotides. It is a transcript of the gene RRP8, whose product is annotated as ribosomal RNA processing 8. The record is from RefSeq and is a predicted model, not a curated record. Gene Ontology annotation, molecular function: methyltransferase activity. Lineage: Eukaryota; Metazoa; Chordata; Mammalia; Primates; Cebidae. Gene Ontology annotation, cellular component: nucleolus; chromatin silencing complex; rDNA heterochromatin. Gene Ontology annotation, biological process: rDNA heterochromatin formation; cellular response to glucose starvation; regulation of transcription by glucose.